AAUUUUGUUUCGGGGUAUGCGUUUCACCUUGCUUGUGAGUUGAGCAGAGCGUUGCAGUGAGAGAGGGAGAGAGAAAUGGAGAGUAGCGAGGAAGAAGAUGACUUUCCUUCCAUUGAGAGCAUCAUUCCUCAAUCCAAGGUUGACUCUCUCUAUCAGUCUCACACCGAAAAGGGGAUUAGAAAACUUUGCUGUGAGCUCUUAGAUUUGAAGGAUGCGGUGGAGAAUUUAUGUGGCAAUAUGCACUCAAAGUUCUUGGCUUUCUUGAGGAUAUCUGAGGAGGCUGUGGAAGUAAAGCAUGAAUUAAUUGAGCUGCAAAAGCAUAUCUCAGCUCAAGGUAUUCUUGUUCAGGAUUUAAUGACUGGUGUCUGCCAUGAAUUGGAAGAGUGGAAUCAGUCAAACAAUGAUGUUACCGAAAUUCAGCUUGAACCUGAACUACCUGAACUCCUUGAGCCCCUACCAAAUGAGAGAAAUGACCAGAAAGUAUUAUUCUUGGAAAACAUUGAUGUACUUGUGGCUGAGCAUAAGUUUGAAGAAGCAUUAGAGGCAUUGGAUGCUGACGAAAAAAAUUCUGCGGAGUUGAAAGGCUCAGGGAAUAACUCUUCAGAUGAUGGUUCCUCAUACAAGUCUGCUUUGUUGGAAAGAAAAGCAAUGCUUGAAGAGCAGCUGGUUGGAUUUGCUGAACAACCUUCUAUUAGUUUUCCUGAGCUGAAAAAGGCUAUAAAUGGUUUAAUAAAACUCGGAAAAGGUCCUCAAGCACAUCAAUUAAUGCUGAAAUUUUAUGGCUCUCACCUCCAAAAGAGAAUUGAGGCAUUGCUUCCCUCAAGUUCUCUGUGUCCCGAAACAUUUCCUUCGACAUUAUCUAAGAUUGUGUUUUCUGUAAUUUCACUGACAAUAAAGGAAUCUGCUUUGAUUUUUGGAGAUAAUCCUGUUUAUACCAACAGAAUUGUUCAGUGGGCAGAGUGGGAAAUUGAAUAUUUUGUAAGAUUGGUGAAAGAGAAUGCACCCUCAUCUGAGACUGUUUCUGCCUUACGUGCUGCUAGCAUCUGCAUUCAGGCUAGUCUGAACUACUGCUUAAUCUUGGAGUCACAAGGAUUGAAACUGUCUAAAUUACUGUUGGUGCUGUUACGUCCUUCUGUUGAAGAAGUUUUAGAAUCAAAUUUUAGACGUGCUAGAAGAGUAGUUCUUGACAUGGCAGAAUCUGCUGAAUGCUUCCUGUUGUCACCACAGUUUACAUCUUCACUUUCUGCAAUUGCAACUUCAUCUAGUAGCAUGCUUGUUGAGAGUGGAAUGCGAUUUAUGUGCAUAGUUCAAGAUAUAUUGGAACAGCUAACGCCAUUGGCUAGUUUGCACUUUGGAGCCAACGUACUUAAUAGAAUCUUACAACUAUUUGAUAAAUACAUGGAUGCUCUUAUCAAAGCACUGCCAGGUCCUUCUGAUGAUGAUAAUCUUCCAGAAUUGAAAGAGGCUGUGCCUUUCAGAGCUGAGACAGACUCUGAACAACUUGCAAUAUUGGGAAUAGCAUUUACGAUAUUGGAUGAACUGUUACCAAAUGCUGUAUUAUCAACAUGGAUGCUGCAAAGUGAAAGCAAGGAACCAAAUAGUGGACUAGCGGAGACCUUCAAUACAAAUGCUAAUGCAGAAUUGAAGGAGUGGAGGAAACAUCUUCAGCAUUCUUUUGACAAACUUAGGGAUCACUUCUGUCGGCAGUAUAUUCUGAGUUUCAUCUAUUCAAGAGAGGGAAAAACACGAUUGGAUGCGCAUAUUUACUUGAGUGAUAACCGAGAGGAUCUUUACUGGGAUUCUGACCCACUGCCUUCGCUUCCAUUUCAGGCAUUAUUUGCAAAGUUGCAGCAAUUAGCAACUGUGGCUGGAGAUGUAUUGCUUGGGAAGGAGAAAAUACAGAAAACUUUGCUUGCUAGGUUAACAGAAACUGUUGUCAUGUGGUUGUCUGAUGAGCAAGAGUUCUGGGGCGUAUUAGAGGAUAAUUCUGCUCCUCUACAUCCACUUGGUUUGCAGCAGUUAAUUCUUGAUAUGCACUUUACUGUUGAAAUUGCGCGCUUUGCGGGAUAUCCAUCUAGACAUGUCCAUCAGAUAGCCUCGGCUAUCAUUGCUCGUGCCAUCCGGACCUUCUCUGCUAGGGGUAUAGACCCACAGAGUGCACUUUCGGAGGAUGAAUGGUUUGUGGAAACUGCAAAGUCAGCAAUAAACAAGCUCUUGCUUGGGGCAUCAGGGUCUGAAGCAUCCGAUGUUGAUGAAGAUCACAUCAUUGUUCAUGAUGAAGUUGUCUCAGACUCCGAUACUGUUUCAUCCCUGUCUUCCAUGGUUUCUACCGACGAGUCUUUUGCUUCUGCUAGCAUGGCAGAACUUGAUAGCCCCUCUAACUUGUCUGAUCCAGAUAAUUGAAUUUUUCAAGUAGAUUAAAAUAUAUAGUAACCUUAGUAGUUUGAGAUUUUGAGAAAGGUGUACGUGCCCCCAUUUACCACAUUUGCAAUGUCAUGGUCUAUGUAUGGUGCUAUCAAUUUGCCUCGGUAUAAAGUAUCAAAUAUCUUGUAGGAAAUGUUCAUAAACCUAGCUAGGGGACAGCCAAACCAUUCGAUUUGAAUUAGAACAUUGUGGGUUGGAGAGAAAUCUUUAUUCAUUUUUAUCUGUAUAUUUUUGGAAGGUAAGUCAGCUUGAACUUUGAA
Messenger RNA from Abrus precatorius (Indian licorice), 2684 nucleotides. RefSeq names its product exocyst complex component EXO84C. The record is from RefSeq and is a predicted model, not a curated record. Gene Ontology annotation, cellular component: exocyst. Bases 76 to 2403 code for a protein of 775 amino acids. Lineage: Eukaryota; Viridiplantae; Streptophyta; Magnoliopsida; Fabales; Fabaceae. Gene Ontology annotation, biological process: intracellular protein localization; Golgi to plasma membrane transport; exocytosis. The transcript has 7 exons.